Messenger RNA from Bombina bombina (fire-bellied toad), 2545 nucleotides. RefSeq names its product signal peptidase complex subunit 2 (gene SPCS2). The coding region runs from base 84 to 689 and encodes 201 amino acids. Lineage: Eukaryota; Metazoa; Chordata; Amphibia; Anura; Bombinatoridae. Gene Ontology annotation, cellular component: signal peptidase complex; membrane. The transcript is spliced from 5 exons. Gene Ontology annotation, biological process: protein targeting to ER. The record is from RefSeq and is a predicted model, not a curated record.
UGAGAGGCGGAUUGUGAAGACGUCACGGCUGUUACCUGACCAAUCAGAAGCUGACAGGUCAAGAGACAGGGGGAUGAGACAAGAUGGCGGCAAGAGGAGGCAAGAACGGACUGCUGGAGAAAUGGAAGAUUGAUGAUAAACCAGUAAAAGUUGACAAAUGGGACGGUUCAGCAGUUAAGAACUCCUUGGAUGAUGCAGCCAAAAAGGUCCUUCUGGAGAAGUACAAGUAUGUAGAGAACUUCUGCCUGAUUGACGGCCGCCUCAUUAUCUGCACCAUCUCCUGUGUCUUUGCCAUUGUGGCCUUGGUGUGGGACUAUUUGCAUCCGUUCCCAGAAUCUAAGCCUGUCUUGGCCUUCUGUGUCAUAUCUUAUUUUCUCAUGAUGGGCGUCCUCACCAUUUAUACCUCCUAUAAGGAAAAAAGCAUCUUCCUAGUUGCUCACAGAAAGGAUCCUGCUGGGAUGGACCCAGAUGAUGUUUGGCAUCUUUCAUCCAGCCUGAAAAGGUUUGAUGACAAGUACACAUUGAAAGUCACAUAUAUAAAUGGGAAAAGCAAGCAGCAGCGAGAUGCAGAAUUUACUAGAUCCAUUGCAAAAUUCUAUGACGAGAAUGGAACAUUAGUGAUGGACAUGUUUGAACCUGAAGUCUCCAAGCUGCACGACAGUUUGGCAAUGGAGAAAAAGACAAAAUAACAGUUCAGGUCUGGGCCUUACUGCCGGGUUAUGCAAAAAGGAAAAAAAAUGGAAGCACUAAAUGUGAAAAAAAGGAAUGUCUGUCCUUUGCCUUCCUCUGGGGCCUGCAAUGAUUUGCUCAUCACACAGCUAUAACCAGCCUAUAAGGAGCCGCAGGCCUCUAAGGGAGCAGAGGGCCAAUAUCAUGGUUUUGUCCUGAAAUACAGUGGGCAUGACCUUCAGUAUUUAACACCUGCAUAUUGUACAGUGCUUCUGUGCACAGGAACAACUAAUAUUAUAGGAUCUUCAGAUGCGUUAUUAUUGGUGCCAGAGUAACGUAGGAUUUUUCUUUUAAGAAGCAUUGUGUUACAUAACCUCUGUAUGUUAAAAGUACAGGUAGAAGCUUGUGUUGUUUUUUUGUUGUCCCCCACAAAUAUUAUUUAUAAGGCAUAGAUAAAACGUGUGGUUGUUUACUAUAAAUCUUUUUUUAAUUGGUCAUUCUAAUGCAAAAAUGAUUUAGCGCAUAGAAUUUUAGCUUUAGUGUCCGUAACUAUGCGUUUUAACCUCUGCAAAAGGUCCCGCUUUGACCAGUAACGCAGUUAGGGGCGGCAUGUAACUGCCAGUCACAGGCCUUGUCCAGCUCAAGAGUUACAAUGUGUUGCUACUCCCAAGCGGGACUUUUGCUAUGAUUUUUAAGCUCUCUGCAGGGGUUGAAGGGACAACUGCAAUAGGGGUCUACUGCUCAUAAUGGUUUUGUUUUUCUUCCUGUAUCUGCUGCUCUCUUUAAAGCUAUUCUCCUAUUUAAUCUCUUACAGAUGCCAGUUGGUAAAGCUCCGCAUCUUCAUACUGGGAGCCAACAUCUUGCAGCUCAUGUAUUGAUGCACCUUGUGACAGACGCAUUGUGCAUUGACAGAUCAGUGACAUUGGGCGCUUUUUGACAGCUGUACCUUGCAGGUUUUUUUUGUUUGUUUUUUACACCGUUAAAAAGUUAAAUAACAAAUAUACAAAAACAAACAAAAAUCAGGAAGUAAUUAGAGUUGUACAGUUGCUGCAAAUAAUGUACGGCUUCCACUCAGUAUUGUGCACGAUAAAUUGAAGUGCGGCAUAUUGAAAAGACGACAAUGUCACUGACCUGUGAAUGUGCACCUCCUCUCUCACACAGUGAGCGAUUACUUAAGCGCCAAGAUGGCGCGCUCAGUGUAAAAAUGCACAGCUUCAACACGUAGCACUCUAAAAGGUUUAAAUAAUAGAACGGAUUUGAAGAGAGCUGCAGACCCAAGAGGAAAAAACGCAACAUGCGGAGUGGUAACCAAACUAUAUAAGUUGUGCCCAGCAACAGUUAUCACUGUGUAAACACAACAAGCGCUAACAAAUUAGUAUUUUAGUUUUGCUUUAGAAUAUCCAUAUUAAUAAAAUACAAUUCCGAAAAUGUUACAGAAAAAAAGAAGUAAAAUGUGUAUGCGUAAUACAUGUAGAUAAACGUGCACUAUAUGUUAGUGGACAAGCUUAUAAUAAAUUCUCUGAGGAUCUUAUAAUAAAUACAUUUGUUAAAAAUACUGAUCCCUGUGUUACACAUUUCAGGACAAAUCCUUAUUUGAACAGAAUUCUGUCCAUUCUUUAUUUUUAUAUUUAUUUGAUGUUUUCUGGGUUUUGUACACCGUCUGGAGGGAAUAGUUAAGCAGAGGGGAAGUGAAUCUGCUCCUAUAUAAAUAUAUAUAAAGCUUAGCUUUGUCUUAAGGCCAAUAAUAAAAAAAAGCAUUUUUAGAUCUGUUACUGUCCUUAUGUCGCAUUCCAUUCCAAACGUCUAUUGAACAUUUGUUCCUGAAAUGCCGUUUUCUAAAUCUGUUUUCCAAUAAAAGGAGAGGAGAUGCAAAGAA